Molecule: messenger RNA, 6738 nt
Organism: Etheostoma spectabile (orangethroat darter)
Lineage: Eukaryota; Metazoa; Chordata; Actinopteri; Perciformes; Percidae
Gene: ldlrad4b
Product: low density lipoprotein receptor class A domain containing 4b
Exons: 4
Coding region: 310-1164 (284 amino acids)
Biological process (GO): negative regulation of transforming growth factor beta receptor signaling pathway
Cellular component (GO): early endosome membrane; Golgi membrane
Molecular function (GO): R-SMAD binding
Source: RefSeq, a predicted model, not a curated record
UAUGUGCUCUGCUCUAGUAGAGGAAGGACAGGCUGCUCUGAGAGGCGGAGGAAGGAACGGGAGAACGUACAAUGCGUUAUCCACGGGUAAUGGCUCGCCCCCAAAUCUCCUUCUAAUUCAGUAUCCGAGCCGCUCCGAGACAAAUAUGGCGUGAAAAAAACCUUGUAAAAUAAGUGCGAAACUGUCGGGAGUUACUCGUAGCGGUGGACCGUGCUGCCGUUGACUGGAAGUUUUUUUUUUUCCAGUCGUGGGGCCCCGACGGUGGCGGUGGCUCUCUCCCCGGAGCGGUGUCCCGGUCUGCCCAGCCCCAUGCAAAACCUAACGGCCCCUGGCGGCCCCGGCAACUCCAAUGUCACCUGCUCCUGCAACUGCUCUGCUUCCCAGCCACAGGGAAUGGAGAUAUCUGAACUUGAGUUUGUUCAGAUCGUCAUCAUCAUUGUGGUGAUGACAGUGAUGGUGGUGGUGAUCAUCUGCUUGCUCAACCACUACAAGCUCUCCACCUGGUCCUUCAUAACAAGGCAGAGCCAGGCCCGCAGGCACAACAAUGCCCUGCAUCAGGAUGGGUGUCUGUGGCCUUCAGACAGCAGCUCUCGACAAGAUGCCUCAGAGGUAUUAUAUGCUCCCCAGGCCAGGGAUCACUUCACUGCUCCCUCCUUCAUGCAGCGUGACCGCUUCAGUCGCUUCCAGCCCACCUACCCCUACCUGCAUCACCAGAUUGACCUACCACCCACAAUCUCGCUGUCGGACGGCGAGGAGCCCCCGCCUUACCAGGGGUCUUGUACCCUGCAGCUCCGCAACCCUGAGCAGCAGAUGGAGCUCAAUCGUGAGUCGGUGAGAGCGCCGCCCAACCGGACCAUCUACGACAGUGACUUGAUCGACAUCGGAGGAGGUGGAAGCCUGGGAGGGGUGGGAGGAAUAGGAGGUGGUCCUAGGCCGCCAAGCAUUAACUCGGGUAUCAGUGCGGUCAACUCCAGCAGCCACGUGCGCAUGGAGGGCCCCCCACCAGCGUACAGUGAGGUGAUGGGCCACUAUCCUGGCUCAGCGUUUUUUCUACACCAGCACAGCAAUACCCAUAGGGUGGGGGGCCCAGGGGACAGGAGCCAAUCAGAAAGCACAAUAGUACCUGCCAAGGCCAAGGAUGGCCAACAGAAGGACCUGGUGUGAAGAAAAGAGUAGGGGGGUAGGUGGGGCCACUCACCCAAGACUAUAAACUGUCUCUUAACUUCACUCCUGAUCACCUCUAAGCUGUGGUCUCUCUUUCCUGUGCACUCUCUGUCUCUCUCAUGUCCUCUCUCCACACUCCCAUGCACAAAUAAAAAUCAAUCUUAGCUACAACAAAACAAGGAAAGGGAGGAACCAAGAGUUAAUUUUAUUUCCUUUCUUUCGAACGUUCAAGUUAAAAACAUACUGCUAGCACAUAUUAAAACGUUUGUCCGUUUUUUGUCCUCUGGGGUGACUUUUCUGUCCGGGGAACUGAGGAUGAUGUUUUUACUUUUUGUUUCUUUUUUGGACCGGGAUCUGUGCACAAAGCGAGAACUGAGAAUCAAGGACUUACAGAGAACACAAUAAAACAAGAGACUCACAAACCCAAAUCUUAGUGCCAAGGUUUACGAGGAGGCUAAACAAAGGGGUAAAAUGACUCAUUCUAACAUUCAAAACACAAAAAAAUAAAUGUUAUCUAAAAGUUGCACUAUAUAUUUGUUGUAAAAGAGAAGAGGGAAAUUAUGUUAUGUGAUGAUAACGAGGUUUGUUUUUCUCUUUUUGUUUCGUCCUUUUUCUGAAUGGACUGACUGACUGAACUUUGCCUCCAAAGCUGUUUAAACAGUUGGGAGCAAAAAAAAAAAAACCACUUAUUAUAAGCUUAUGUCCUUCUUUGAAAACAAUACUUGUACCCAGCCUACAACAUCUCUGUCUGCUUACACCACAGGACAGGGAGACUUAGUAAGAGAAUAACAUUGUACUGUUCAUGUCUGUGAGAAAGAAAUCUGCCUCGUGUCAGCUGCUGGGUGGACGGAACAUUUCUUACUUUCUCUGGUAGUUUCUUAAAAGAUUUACAGAUGGAUUUCACAAACCAGAGUAGUUCCCAAACUCUUAGAAAGUAUAUGCUCCAUACUAAUAAAUCUGACCAGAUGGUUGGAUAUCAAGAAUAACAUAACUCAUAAACAUAUGUAACUGGCCAUCCACUUUUAACCCUUUUUGACUUUGUCCCAAAAUCUGAGCACCUAACACUUCUUCUUUUCUGUUUCUUGGUCAAUAACCAUCACCCCCACCUUCUCCUCUCACUGCUCAUCUCUACAUGCAAAGUUCAUUCUGCUAACAGCCACACUGAACCCAAAACCCGCCAACAUGACAAUGAAAACACAAAACAAUAAAAGAGGCUCGGCUCUCCUUCUUCACAUUUCUAAAGCCACAAAAAACAAGACAACAAACAAAGUGAAGAUUCCUGUCUGCAUCUGCCAGCACAGUGAUCAGGUUUUAAACAAAAACUAUAUGUGGUCAAAGUUAAAGGGCUAUGGGAGAGUCCUUUUUGUAAAAGAAAGCCUUAAAAAUGUAGCCUUUUUCUCUGCUCAUCAUUGCCUUCUACCCUGCUCUUGCGCUUUCUCUGUCUUUUAAUUAUUUUAGCAUUAAUCAUCAGAUCUCUUCUCGCUAACCCCCAUCUCAUCUUGUUAACAGUGUCUCUGGUAAACAUAGUUUAUCAUCCCUCUCUCAUCCGUGUGCAGAAAAAGAUGAUGCAGAGUCUGCCAAGCCCUUUAAAGUGGAGACUGGACUGGAGCCAUUAUUUGUGUGUGUGUGUGUGUGUGUGUGUGUGUGUGUGUGUGUGUGUGUGUGUGUGUGUGUGUGUGUGUGUGUGUGUGUGUGUGUGUGUGUGUGUGUGUGUGUGUGUGUGUGUGUGUGUGUGUGUGUGUGUGUGUGUGUGUGUGUGUGUGUGUGUGUGUGUGUGACCUUUUAAUAACUCAAAAAAGCACUUAAUUUUCCUUAAUAAUCGACUGCUUUGUUCAAGGAUACGUUACUUACACUGUCCAUAUUAACACAUUAUUAACUAAACCUCAGUGUAAAAGAAAGUGUGUCACAGUCCACUCCACAGCUUCCGUUAAAGCAACACAAGGAAAACUGCAGUAGAUUCCCACACCGAGUAUGUACGCUAAAAAUACUUUUUGUCAAUGCAGUACACAAAGGAAACACAGAAGGAGUGGAUGGAGGUGAGACAACUCAAGAUCAACUCAAAAAAAAUGUUUUAAGUACUAACUCUUUGGAAAACAAAGAUUUUUUCCAAAAAACACUCUUUGAUGAGGUAAGAAGAUAAGGCUGGUGUUAUUUCAUGUUUCUUAUUGUUAAGAAAUCACACAAAAAGACUAAAACCUACAGUGUGUUACUUAAUGUCUCAAUACGACAAAGAAUUCUUGACCCAUAGUCCACUUUCCUGUGUUUUUCGAAACUGGUGUUUGGCAUUGGACAUGAAUCUUCUUAGCCCAACACCAAAGGCUAUAUUUGAACAGAGAGAGUGCAUUAGGAUCUCUCCCCCAAAAUAAACUACUGUUUGUAGGUGUUGGCAAUUAAGAAACAUUUCACUCAAUGCAACAGUGCAGCUCAUUUAUAUGUCUUUAAUAGCUUGUAGACAACAAUGGAGCUCUAUGACACAGAGGAAUAAGAUUUAUCAGUCUUUGAUGCACACACAAUACUUGUUCAUGUUGGUUUGGGUCUUUUUGUGGGAUUUGAUGUUAAUAACAAACUAUAGAAUAUGCACGAGUUGCUUUGAAUAGUGUUAAGUUGCCUAAUGCAUCUAGAAAUAUUCCUGUAGAUCAAUAAGAACUAAAUGAAAAGGUCCUUGUGCUCAAAUCUGACUUUACGCGUGUGUGUGUGUGUGUGUGUGUGUGUGUGUGUGUGUGUGUGUGUGUGUGUGUGUGUGUGUGUGUGUGUGUGUGUGUGUGUGUGUGUGUGUGUGUGUGUGUGUGUGUGUGUGUGUGUGUGUGUGUGUGUGUGUGUGUGUGUGUGUGUGUGUGUGUGAGAGACUACAUUGCUGCUUCUAUUGCUGCUAAUAUUGUUGCUACUGCUGCUUCUCAUGCGCUCCCCCCUUCUACUGUCCAUCCUGUCCCCUCAACUCGUCCAAAAACUAGAAAUGAGAAAUCUGACCAUCUGCAGUCAAAAGGACAAGUAUUGAGACAAAACAUGGUCUUGUAAGACCUAACCUGGGCGGCUCAGUUGUGAAGAGAGAUUGUCUACUUACUUUAGCCUUUGACUCUACAGACUUACUUCAAACCUUUCUUUUCUCGUGUGGUUCUGUCUGCACAGUCAAAGCUUGUAAAUUGAGGAUAUAAAGAUGAAUUAUGUUUUCUACAAGGUUUGCAUGUGACUAUUAUGCGAGUAUAUAAGGUGCCUAAUGUUCAUGUUUGAGCAGACCACACCUCAGUCAAACUGCUGCUUGGAAUCCUUGCAGGUGCUUUGUCUCAGACUGGUUGCCUAUCUGGCAGAAUGGAAAGGAAAUAUGUGGGAAAAGGUUAGCUAGGUUUGCCAAAAAUGAUAAUUCCUGUCUUUUUGUUAAGUCAUAGACAGAUGUCACUGUGGUGACUUUCUUUCAGGAGUCUGGUCUGGGUUACUCAUUCAGCUAUUGAGCUCUGUUUGAUGACAGACUGAAUCUGACCCUGUAUUGAAGUGUACAAAAAACAUUUAAUUCAAACUUUACAUGAAGUUAUAAAUGUUGUGACCACAGGACCAGCGGUGUGCCUGUUUUAAUGUCAGCAAAGCACCGGCUGCCUCUUUAAUCUGCAGUUCUACCUUGACUAUCUUUAGCAUUAAAGUGCACCAGCGGUGUUUAUGGGCAGCCAGCCUGCUCACUUCCAUUGCGUCAGCCAGGAGUGGUCACUCUUUGCGAAGCAACUGAAACCAUUUCAACCAGUAAUUUGACCAGCGUGUGGAGCAGACAAAGGAACUCACUUGCACUCAAACAGCUCCCACCUUUAUUGUGCCUCACUUCCAACGGUGCUUUUUUCAGUAGUCUGUCUUUCUUUCUUUGUUUGUAAGGUGCUGUAUAUAACUUGAAUAUAUUAUGCACAUAUCCUACCCAAUGGGUAGAACUCACAAAAUAAUUUGUGAAUAAUGUAAUAUAAUGUACAGACAAGAUAAGAAUUUUAAUAAGGCAGCAUCAAAUUUGUAAACGCCUACAGUUAAAGUGCUUUGUCUUUUUUAUGAGAAACCAUGAUUUGCAAAUUAUGCUAAAAAUAUGGUUGCAACACAAAUACAAAUUACUACUUAUAAUAUUUUGCUAUACAUAAUAAUCUGUUAUAUAAAAAUAGCCUCUGUGUUAAGGAACUUGUUGAGAAAGGAUGUUAUUUACUUGUUUACUGGAUUCCUCAUCUAAGAAUAAGCUGUCACAGUUCUUGAAAUCAUUUGGGUAUAGACUGGUGGUUUAAUUUUCACCACAAUCGACUAACAAAUGUAUAGUUCUAUUCCACAGAUCUUUUAGGAAAACAGAAAUCACACACAUCAGUUGCUGUUCCUGCUACAUCUUCGGCCUGGCUCUGGUUGAAUUUCUACUCUUUAUUGUUGAACCAAAAGCCGCAGCAGUCUAGUUUGAGAGACGUGUCAUAUGACCACUGCACACGAGAGCCGUCAGCACUUCCAAAUAUGGAAACUAUGUGUCUGUACUCAUAGAUCUUAACAACAUCCUAGUUAAUUUCAGCUGAAACUGUAUAUUUGCCAAAGUAAGUAAAUCUGUGGAGCACACUCAGCAUUGCAAAAUAUGUGGCUGGAUGUUGGGCUGCGGUUAAAGCAUUUUAGCUCCGUUACUGAUAUUUGAUUGCAUUAAAGUUGAACAAAAAGAGUGUAAAACAUUUAAGGAAAAGAGGUCACUCCCUUUUUGGUCCAGAUUGGCAACCUGCCCCAGAGGUAAAAAACUGUAAUUUAACUUUUCUCAUUACAAUGAGAAUCAUUUUCUACAUUACAAUGUUAUAUGUGACACAGUAUAUUGAAACAAAAGUCAUGUUUAAUCAUGCAAUCAAUAACCGCAGAGCAUGUUCAUUCUUAUCUAUAGACGCCACAUUUUUUCUUCAAAUCACCAAAUAAGUGACAGUUAUGUAAAAUAAUAAUUUAAAUUUGGAAAAGUCUCUAUUUUAACUUUGUCUGGAGCGCCAUUCCUUCUUCUUAAUAUAACUUUUUGUUUAUUUCCUGCAUUAGCUUGAAGAAUUGACUGGAGCUCAGACAGAAUUUUAAUUGAUCCACACACACCCACCCCCCCGCAUUGCAUUCCCUUUUUCCACCGUUCUUGACUGCUAACAACAAGUAGCUAUUUUUAUCCUUCCAGAUUUUAAUAUUAAUGAUGAAAAUAAUAACAAUAACGACACAGCAGUUUGGUAUUCUAUCUGUCUUGACAGUUACUAUAGAACUCCUUCGUUCAUGUGUAAUGUAACAUCAGUUCACUUUAUUUACUAAAUGAAUCAUCGUUCUCCCUUCCCCCUCUGUGCUGCAAGCUAUAUAUGUAUGUAUGUAUAUAUAUAUAUGUACAUACAUAUAUACAUACAUAUAUACACACACACACGAGGUAAAAUUGUUAUCUAUUUUUACCUCUUUCUUUAAGCAAUUGUGAUGUAAUAGGUUUAAGCCUAAGGUCUGUUAUUGCAAUACUUUUACAGAAAAGAAGAAAAAAAUUAAACAUGUUGCUCUAAGUGCUGUGUAGUCAAAGGUUUUAUGCUUGUACUUAUGCUGUAGUCAAACUGCAGUGUAAUGAAUAAAACUUUAAAAGUG